Molecule: messenger RNA, 4847 nt
Organism: Phlebotomus papatasi
Lineage: Eukaryota; Metazoa; Arthropoda; Insecta; Diptera; Psychodidae
Gene: Usp47
Product: ubiquitin carboxyl-terminal hydrolase 47
Exons: 7
Coding region: 234-4112 (1292 amino acids)
Biological process (GO): protein deubiquitination
Cellular component (GO): nucleus; cytosol
Molecular function (GO): cysteine-type endopeptidase activity; cysteine-type deubiquitinase activity
Source: RefSeq, a predicted model, not a curated record
UGGGCAUUUCAAAAAGUCAAGUGCAGUUGGUAGUGCUGGAAUGAGAGAUUUUCAUUUUCUCUGCUGUGAAUUGUAUUUUUGCAUUUCGGUGAGUUAAUUUCCUACAAUUUUCUCCCAUUUAUUGCCCCAAAGUGCCCCCAAGUAAUUCACAGGGAGCUCAGGCUCACGUGAGUGCCACGCGUGCGAUGGUACAACAAGAGGCAGGAGGAGUUUUUCGAGCGUGAAAGAAAGAAAUGGUAAGCGCAGAGGACGACACAUCCACCAAAUGUAUUGUAAAGACGCUCCCAUCGCAGAAUAAGUACACAUUUCUUGUGAGGCCCAAUUACCUCGUUAAGGACUUUCUAGCGGACGUUGCUAGAAAUUCUGAGGUAUCGGACUUCAAUCUCUUCCUCCAGACAACGUCAAAUGUCAUGGAAUAUAUUGUCUUAAAUGAACAUACGGAUAAAACACUUCUGGAGGUUGGGAUAAAUUUUGAUUGUGGAAGUCAAAAUAAUUUACUGCUGAAGCCCGUGACGGAAUCCAAGAAGAGCUCAGAAGUGACAGAGGAAAUUAAUUACACAAAGGCUGAACCGUUGGAUACGGACACAAGUGAAAAAUCUUCUAAUAAUCUACGCUUGGACUUAUAUUUUGAACUUCAGUCCGUAAACCAUACUCCAAUGGCAGACUCAAUUUCGGACGACGAUCUAGCUCUGGGUGCUUCAGCCAGUCCCACAGAGAUUGUCGCUGCUGAUACUACUGAUCAAACUGCUGCCAUACUGGAUGCCGCCUACAGUAGUGCUGGUACGAGCAGACGAAGGGCCUAUGAUGAAGUGAAAUUUGAGCCGUAUGAGGAAAAACGAAAGGGUUCGGCUUUUGUUGGGCUCGUGAAUCAAGCAAUGACUUGCUAUCUCAACAGUCUCCUUCAGGCACUCUUUAUGACGCCAGAAUUCAGAAAUGCUCUCUACAAAUGGGAGUUUGAUGGUGUUGGCGAGAGCAAGUCCAUCCCUUAUCAAUUGCAGAAACUCUUCCUAAAACUUCAGACUUCCGAGAAGCCCUCAAUUGAGACAACAGACUUAACACGCAGUUUUGGGUGGGAUUCAACAGAAGCCUGGCAACAGCAUGAUAUUCAGGAAUUGUGUCGUGUAAUGUUUGAUGCUCUUGAGCAAAAAUUUAAGAAUACCCAACAAGCUGACCUUAUUAAUAGGCUGUACCAGGGCAAAAUGAUUGACUAUGUCAAGUGUUUGGAGUGUGGUACAGAAAAAUCUCGCGAAGAUACUUUCUUGGACAUCCCAUUGCCGGUUAAGCCAUUUGGCAGUACUGUGGCCUAUGGGAGUAUCGAAGAAGCUCUAAGGGCUUUUGUGCAGCCAGAAACACUGGAGGAGAAUAAUCAAUACAGUUGUGAGACAUGCAAUAAAAAAUGCAAUGCUCACAAGGGAUUGAAAUUCUCAAAGUUCCCAUAUAUCUUGACCCUUCAUUUGAAGCGAUUCGAUUUUGAUUAUCAGACACUGAGGCGUAUUAAAUUGAAUGACAAAGUGACUUUUCCGCAGACGCUCAAUUUAAAUAAUUUAGUGAAUACAUCGAAUCCGGGUUUUGGGGCUGUUACAACAAAUGAAGCUGAAGUAGCUGCUAAAGUUAGUGAUGACUGUAGUACGGUAACUACAGACAGUGGAUCGGCAUUGGAAGAGGAAAAUUGCUCAGGAACUACAACAAUUACCAAUAAUGAUGCAGGAGAUAUUCAGGAAGAUGAUGAAGGAAUUGAUAUGAGUACAAGUACAGAUCACAAAACAACAACUUCUCAUACCACGGGACCGUUUAUUUAUGAGUUAUUUGCCAUAAUGAUUCAUUCGGGAAGUGCUUCAGGUGGUCACUACUAUGCUUAUAUCAAAGAUUUUGAAUCGAGUGAAUGGUAUUGUUUUAACGAUCAAACUGUAACGAGUAUCACGCAGGAGGAUAUUGCAAAAAGUUUUGGUGGUGGCAGAGCUCUGUAUUCGGGAGCUUAUAGUUCCAGUAUCAAUGCCUACAUGUUGAUGUACAGACAAAUUGAUCCGCAGAGAAAUACAUCGGUGAUGAGUAAAGAUGAUUUUCCGCAGCAUAUUAAGGAUUUGGCUGAGAGAUUGGAUAAACAACAGAUGGAUCCUGAUCGACUCAAUACGGAUUACAAUCUUAAGAUUAAAGUCUUUUUCUAUCAUCCGGUAUUGCUACGAAUGGAACAUACAACGAUUGACGUACUGACCAAUUCGACAUUGGAUAUUGUGAUGAGUAGAGCCUACAACUAUCUCAGUGUCAAUCAUCACUAUCCACGGGAGAAUUGUCGUAUUGUUGCUUAUGAUCGCGAUACUGAUGCCCCUGUGAGAAGUUUUGAAGGUCAUGAGCUGGAUCCCAUUGGAGAUCUCUGGCAACCGUACAGUACGUAUGAUCUUCUAAUUGAAACCCGUCAUCCAGAAGAAUCCUUUGAGCCGUAUGAAUUUGAUGGAAUCAGUGCUAAGGUCUUUCUAGUGGAUUUGGCAACUUCUGACGUCAAUGGGCCGUUUCAUGUAAGAGCCAAAGGUGGUAGAAGUACCGUUGGAGACUUUAAGGUUUCAAUCAAAACCAAACUGAAGCUUCCUGAAACGUCAUCUAUCCACAUGGCCUAUGUGUGCGUGGACAAUGUGUGCUUACUGAAGAAUGAUCAAGAUAUCCUGGGGCAGUAUGUGGUGUCAUCGUCAAAGGUAUUUGUGACAACGGGUGUCUGUAAUGCCGAAAGUGAGGCCAUAUUCAAGCGACUUGCCGAUAAAUUCAGUCAUCUCAUGACACUAUUUGUUGUGCUUCCUGAACGAGAUCAAGAGACAUUAGAUAAAAUGUCAAUCCCAGCAUAUAAGCCAAAGACUCCAAGCCGGGCAGCAACUCCGGUGCAGGAGAUGACACUGCCCGUGGUGGAAAAUGGAGAAAUUCCCGGUGGAUCAAGUCCACUUCCGGAGCCAGAGAGUAACAGUGAGGAUAGUAGUUUGAGUGAUGGUGAUCGAACACUCGUCGAAGAAGCACCACCAUCAUGUGCCAAUGUCAGUCCGCAGAGUUCCAACACGGAAAACGGUAUCCCAGAGUACACGUUCAAGGCAUUUUCAUGUGAAAAGCGUAGUACGGGAAAUCGUUUGGAGAAACCCAUCGAUGUUAUGAAGAUUCUUGUGGAUAGAAGAAUGCAAAUUGGGGAAUUGAAAAGUCAUCUAGAGACACAUGUUGGAGUGUCAAAGAAAUUCUUCAAGGUCAUCCGUAAGUUGGCAAUGCAUACGGAUUACGAAUGUACAAACAUGUCGGAGACACUGUUGGCAUUCAAGGAAGGCGAAGGUGUUAUAGUAGAACUAGGCAGAGUUCUCAAAUCGACUGAACACUUGUGCAAGGUGUACUUCCUCAAGUUAUCAGAAUUGUCAGAUGACAUGGAAAAAUUGCCGUUCCUGUGUGAUUGGAUACUCGAGGAUGGCAAUACCGUUGGUGAAAUUAAAGCCAAAUUGAUCAAGUAUCUGAGUACAGUGGAUCAGAAAUACAGUCAUUUGGUGGCUGAACGGUGUCGUCUGAGGAAGAAAUCUUGGAGGAGCAUGGGAAAGUUGUAUAUGGACGAUAAAAUCUUCACAGAAGAUAUCCCACUGACCACCAAUACUGAAUUAGUACUACAAGAAAUUGAUGAUUCUACACCAGCCACAGUGGAUCCAGAUGACAUUCUUCUUCUCCUGAGACGAUGGAAUCCCAGUACACUCACUCUUGAUCCCUUCCAAGAGAUCGCCUUCGGACAAAAUAGCGGUGAUCUGAGAAAGGUGAUUUCGGAUCUGUCCAAAAUUCCCUUCGAAGAUGUGGAAUAUGACAAGGUUUCUGGCGCCUUCCCACGUAACUCAAUCCACCUGAUGAAUAUGAAUUCUGUCUUGGAUUGGACCAAGGCACCCAUUGAAUUUGAGAUGUGGUCAACGACUGAUGGCCAUAUCUUUUACUAUCGCGAUGCCAAUGAGAAAUUGAAGGAGGUGACUGCUGAGGAGAGGAAACAACUGGCGGCCAAGUCAUACAUGAAGUCUGACCAAUUCACCUCAAGUGGAUCAACAUAUUCGCCGCGUCGUGAGAAAGCCCUCAAGAUCUAUUUGGAUCACUCGCCCAAGAAACUGAGUGACUAGCCAUUCAAAUACCCGCCAAAUCGCCAUCCUAAAAAACUGUCUCCCACUUUGGGUGUUUCUGCUCUCUGCAUUUCGCUCGUUGGAAGAGAAAGUGACGCAACUUUGGGAGCAGAACACCCUCAUCAUCAAGCUGCUGCUGUCCCGUUUUUCGGUGAUGUUUCUCGUGCAGUGUCCCGUGCUGUUAUUUUCCUCAGCAAUUUGGCACGUUUUGUUUGGUUUUCGUGUCUAAAGGACAUUUUAUGUGCGAAAAAUAACCGUGCUAAGGCCUCAAAAAAGAAAAAAAAUCACAGUGACUAGAAAAUGGACACAAAUUACACAUAAAAACAAAAAUUAAAAAAAAAUACUGAGAUAUUGCAAAAAAUUGCUAGACAACAAAAAAAUGAAUUAGUGCAUAAAAAAUCAACAUAAUUUUAUUAUGUAAAAUGAAAUUUAUUUAACUCAAUUAUUAUCAUAUUUUCUUCUCAACGAACAUUAAAAAAAAAUAUCAUGAAAUAUCAAGAGAGUGAGUGAGAUUAUGAAGAGAUAAAUUGUCACGUGCAGUGAGAAAGUAAAUUGUCUUUGUGCUAUUCUGCCAAUUUCUUUCUGUUAAGGUUAUUCUUUUUCACAUUUUAAAGGAAGGAAAAUUCUUUGUUAUCUUUUGAAGGAAAUAAGUUAAUGCCUCCAUUGGAUGUUCAUGUAAUUCGCUAUUUAAAUGAAAACAACAAUAUUGAGAAAAAUAAAAUUUUACAAGUAUCA